AUGGACAAUGCACCAUACCGUUCCUGUGCAACAGAAAAAGUAUCCAAAAAACCAAACUUAUCUUGGAAGAAAGAAGACAUAAAGCAUUGGUUGAUAGAGAAUGGCGAUCAGCCAAGUGAUGAUUUGCUGAAAUUGGAGCUGUGUGAACUCGCUAAGCGACAUAGUGAUAACGAGGGAAAACAGUAUCGGAUCGACGAAAUUGCAGCAGAAGCAGGGCAUAAGAUAGUGCGUCUACCACCGCACCAUUGUCACUACAACCCUUUUGAGCUCAUAUGGGCUCAAGUGAAGUCUUUUGUAGCCAACAAUAAUACGUUCAGUGUUGCAAACCUUAAAAUUUUAGCGCAAGAAGCACUGAAUAGUGUCACGGCGGAAAACUGGAAGGCUGCAGUGGGGCACGUAGAGAAAAUCCAAGAAGAAGAUGCCCAGCAAGAUGUGGCUGUAGACAAGUUGGUUGACACUUUUAUCGUCAACAUGCUUGAUAGUUCCGAAGACGAGUUAUCUGAAUAA
Molecule: messenger RNA, 507 nt
Organism: Macrobrachium nipponense
Lineage: Eukaryota; Metazoa; Arthropoda; Malacostraca; Decapoda; Palaemonidae
Exons: 1
Coding region: 1-507 (168 amino acids)
Molecular function (GO): nucleic acid binding
Source: RefSeq, a predicted model, not a curated record